This is a messenger RNA of Ananas comosus (pineapple), 3153 nucleotides long. Its product is annotated as alpha,alpha-trehalose-phosphate synthase [UDP-forming] 5-like. Gene Ontology annotation, molecular function: catalytic activity. The record is from RefSeq and is a predicted model, not a curated record. The transcript has 5 exons. NCBI's taxonomy places the organism in Eukaryota, Viridiplantae, Streptophyta, Magnoliopsida, Poales, Bromeliaceae. Gene Ontology annotation, cellular component: cytosol. Bases 332 to 2902 code for a protein of 856 amino acids. Gene Ontology annotation, biological process: trehalose biosynthetic process.
UUGGUCAGGUACUCUUGUCUUUUUCCUUGCUUGUAUUUUUACCAAGUAAUAAACUCUGUUCUCUCCAUUUCUUUAUGGGUGGUGAUAUUUUGCAAUCUUCUCUUCAUAUCUAAAGUUUCCAUCCCAGCUGCACCUCUCUGCAACUAAUGCUGCUAGCCCUUCAAAGAGCUUCAUCACCAACAAAAGUGGUAGUUUUUUUUUGUCUGAGAAUCUUACUGUGAAUUAGCAAGAAGAGAGAGAGAGAGAGAGAGAGAGAGAGAGAGAGAGAGAGAGAGAGCAUAUCUUAAUCACAUUGACCCUUCUCAUACUGCGCAAGGGAUUGCACUCGUAAAUGGUUUCGAGGUCUUAUUCGAACCUUUUGGACCUCGUGUCUGGCGAAUCGCCAACAUUGGGCCGCUGCGCAAAAAGGCUACCGAGAGUGAAUACAGUGGCUGGCGUCAUCUCUGAUCUAGAUGAGGAAAACCUGGGCAGCAUCAGUUCUGAUGCCCCAUCCUCCCUCUCUCAAGAGCGGGUGAUCGUUGUCGGAAAUCAGCUUCCCCUUCGGGCCCACCGAAGGCCCGACGGCACUGGUUGGAACUUCAGUUGGGAUGCGGAUUCACUAAUAUUGCAAUUAAAAGAUGGUCUUGGGGAUGAUACCGAAGUAAUCUAUAUCGGUUGCUUGAGAGAAGAGAUAGAGCCAAGAGAACAAGAUGAUGUUUCCCAAACCCUGCUGGAGAUUUUCAAAUGUGUUCCCACUUUCCUUCCGUCCGACCUUUUCUCUAAAUUCUAUCAUGGUUUUUGUAAGCAACAUCUAUGGCCUUUGUUCCACUACAUGCUCCCCCUUUCCCCCGACUUGGGCGGGCGGUUCGAUCGAUCCCUCUGGCAAGCUUAUGUCUCGGUGAAUAAGAUAUUCGCAGAUAAGGUUAUGGAGGUGAUAAGCCCGGACGAUGAUUUCGUUUGGGUCCAUGAUUACCAUUUAAUGGUCUUGCCCACAUUUUUAAGGAAAAGAUUUAAUAGAGUGAAACUCGGGUUCUUUCUCCAUAGCCCAUUUCCUUCUUCCGAGAUUUAUCGAACACUUCCUGUUAGAGAUGAACUCCUUAGAGCUCUUUUGAAUGCCGAUCUUAUUGGUUUCCAUACUUUUGAUUAUGCAAGGCAUUUUCUUUCAUGCUGUAGUAGGAUGCUCGGCCUUGCUUAUCAAUCAAAAAGGGGUUAUAUAGGGAUUGAGUAUUACGGUCGUACUGUUGGUAUCAAAAUUCUACCUGUUGGGAUUCACAUGGGACAGUUAGAACAGGUUUUGAAUUUUCCUGAGACCGAAUCUCGAGUUAAAGAGCUUAGAGAUCGGUUCAAGGAUCAGGUUGUGUUACUUGGAGUGGAUGAUAUGGAUAUAUUUAAAGGAAUAAGCUUAAAGCUUCUCGCCAUGGAGCAUUUACUUAUGCAACACUCUGAAUGGAGGGGAAAGGCGGUUUUGGUUCAGAUUGCUAACCCAGCCCGAGGCAGAGGGAAAGAUGUGCAAGAGGUGCAAAUUGAGAUUCAUUUCACGGCUAAAAGAAUAAAUGAGACAUUUGGAAGGCCGGGUUAUGAGCCGGUUGUACUAAUCGAUAACCCACUUCAGUUCUACGAGAGAAUCGCUUAUUACGCGAUUGCCGAAUGUUGUCUUGUUACUGCAGUGAGGGAUGGAAUGAACCUAAUACCUUACAAGUACAUAAUUUGCCGCCAAGGAAAUGAGAAAUUGGAUGACAUUUUGCAAUUAGACCCUUCCAUUCCAAAAAAGAGCAUGUUGGUUGUAUCCGAAUUCGUCGGUUGUUCUCCGUCACUAAGUGGGGCGAUUCGUGUCAAUCCAUGGAACAUCGAGUCAGUGGCUGAGGCCAUGGUAUCUGCUUUAGAAAUGAAAGACCCUGAGAAGCAGUUACGCCAUGAGAAGCACUUUCGGUAUGUGAGUACUCACGAUGUUGGGUAUUGGGCGAAUAGCUUCAUUCAAGACUUGGAGAGGGCUUGCAGGGACCACAAUAGGAGGAGGUGUUGGGGGAUUGGGUUUGGAUUAGGGUUUAGGGUUAUAGCCCUCGAUCCAAAUUUCAAGAAGCUAUCUGUUGAGCAUAUAGUUUCCGCUUACAAGAGGACCAAGAACCGCGCUAUCCUGUUAGAUUACGAUGGCACUAUUAUGCCUCAGACAUCUAUAAACAAAAAACCAACAUCUGAGGCUAUUGAUAUCUUGAAUAGUUUGUGCAAGGAUCCAAAGAACAUUGUAUUUCUUCUAAGUGGGAGAGAUAAAGAGACACUGAGCAUCUGGUUUUCCUCCUGCGAUAAGCUGGUAAUUGCCGCAGAGCACGGCUACUUUAUAAGGCAAAACAAUGACGCAGAAUGGGAAACAUGUGUGCCUGUGGCUGACUUCGCUUGGAAGCAGAUUGCUGAGCCGGUUAUGCAGCUGUACACGGAAACAACUGAUGGUUCCGCUAUAGAGGCUAAAGAAAGCGCGCUUGUUUGGCAUUAUCAGUAUGCUGACCCAGACUUUGGAUCAUGCCAGGCUAAAGAACUCCUAGAUCAUUUGGAGAGUGUUCUUUCUAAUGAACCUGUUUCCGUAAAGAGCGGCCAACAUAUUGUAGAAGUUAAACCGCAGGGUGUCACUAAAGGCCUGGUGGCGGAACGACUUCUCUCCAACAUGCAGCAGAGGGGGUUGCGAGCGGAUUUUGUUCUUUGUAUUGGCGAUGAUAGGUCCGAUGAGGAUAUGUUCGAGUUCAUCAACGGCACGAUCUCGGGGCCUGCCUUGUCUCCUGUGGCAGAACUAUUCGCUUGCACAGUUGGUCAGAAGCCGAGCAAAGCAAAGUACUAUUUGGAGGAUACUACGGAGAUUGUGAGAAUGCUACAGGGCCUUGCUUCGGUUUCGGACCACACGGCUCAGGCUUCUGCUUCUCAAAGUUCCACCUGACAAGUUAGUUGUGAAAAGCCAUGUUAGGUUUACUCCUGUGUAUAUAUUGGUUCUUAUUAGCAUGUUUGAGUUCAGUGAGUUAUGCUGUGGUUUGUUUAUUCUCACCGUCGCAAAUGUGAGAGAGCUUAAACCUUCAUCAAGAUGCUGUGAUAUAUACAUUUUGGUUUGGCCUCAUAUGGAUUGGUAAUAUGUUUCGUGUACAUAUUUUUUUUAUUCAUCAAAUGACUCUUCAGUGACCAGAAUGUUUUCCA